Vollenhovia emeryi is the source of this 4334-nucleotide messenger RNA. RefSeq names its product forkhead box protein D3-like. The record is from RefSeq and is a predicted model, not a curated record. Gene Ontology annotation, molecular function: DNA-binding transcription factor activity, RNA polymerase II-specific; RNA polymerase II cis-regulatory region sequence-specific DNA binding. Gene Ontology annotation, biological process: cell differentiation; regulation of transcription by RNA polymerase II; anatomical structure morphogenesis. Lineage: Eukaryota; Metazoa; Arthropoda; Insecta; Hymenoptera; Formicidae. The transcript is spliced from 2 exons. The coding region runs from base 498 to 1589 and encodes 363 amino acids.
AAGAGGAGGCCGAAGUUCGUGUUUGGUGACCGAAACUUUCGGCGAAAGAAAUUGUCGCAGGUGUAUUAUGUAACGACAAUUUCCAUCAAAGGGAUUUCGUGGUUAAUUAACAUGUGGGACUCUUGUUAUACUCCGACGGAUGCAGUUUUCUCCCUAGAUUACGUUGGACAGGAAACGAUGUAACUGAUGCCCGUUCGAUGUUUUUAUAAGUGCAAUAUUUCGUGCUCGGACAACUCGGCAACUUGGUAUGACUAGUCUAGGACUUGUAAUACGCCAUUUUUCUCUUCGUUAAUAACCCGAUAAUUUGAGGAUUUCAUAUCAGAGGCGUGCGAAGAGAGAAAAGGAGGGUUUUGAUAAGAUUUUGUACCGAGCGGAGUUUGAAACGUCGAUGGAGGAUGAGAGCGAACAAUAGCCUCGAAGAGUCGAUCGCGGGACCGACGGCGAAAUAAACGAGCACCCCGGUGGCAGGCCCUUAUGCUCAUGAGGCGGCGAUCACGAUGGAGCCACGUGCGAUGAUGAUGUCGAACCUGUCGUGCGACGGCUGCGCGGACAGCGACCGGGACUCGGACAGUAGCAGCAUGAUCGUCGACCCGGUGAGUCUCGACAAGAACGACCUGUCGCCGCCGUCGCAGACGUCGUCGAGCCCGGUAAUACCGAGCUGCUCCGGCGGUGGCGGCGGCGGCGGCGGCGGCGGCGGCGGCGGUAGCAGCGGACGCUCUAAGAAAACGUACUCGAUGAUGUCGGCGUCGAAUCAAUCGGGGAAAUCCAGUGGUUCCAGCCAAUCGCCCUCCGGCUACGGCUCCGACAAAAUGUCGUCGUCCCUGAUAAAACCCCCGUACUCUUACAUCGCACUCAUCACCAUGGCGAUCCUGCAGUCGCCGCAGAAGAAGCUGACGUUGAGCGGCAUCUGCGAGUUCAUCAUGUCCCGCUUUCCCUACUACCACGACAAGUUUCCCGCCUGGCAGAACUCUAUCAGGCACAACCUCUCGCUCAACGAUUGUUUCAUUAAGAUUCCGCGCGAACCCGGGAACCCGGGUAAAGGCAACUACUGGACGCUGGACCCGUUGGCGGAGGACAUGUUCGACAACGGUAGCUUCCUGAGACGCAGGAAGCGGUACAAGAGGCCGCCGCCGCACUACGUGCUGCGGGACCGAGCGAUCAUGGCCACUUUCGCCAUCUGCGGCGACCGGGGACCCUGUCCGGGUGGCGGUGGCGGUCACCCGGGUGCUCUGGCCUAUCCCGGAGCCGCUUAUCUAUCACCACCGCCCGGCCUACCGUUGCUAGACUUCUCCCCGUCGACCCUGGAAGCGCUGAAGCUCGGCGGUUUCCUGGAACCGCCGCCGCCGCUCUACAAACCGGUGCCCAUUACGGCGCCGCCAAUCAGACAGAUAGACCCGACCUCCACUAGGAUCACGUCGCUGCCGACCAGCCACACGACGAGCGUCGACAAGAAGCGCAACUUCAGCAUCGACGCACUCAUCGGCAAGCAGGCAGGCAGCGAGCAGAACUGCGGCGCGUUACUAGAUCUCAGUCCGUCGGAGCACAGAGAGAUUAGGAGCCAGGCGUCCGCCUUCUCGCCGCUCGUCUAGGAGCCUGGCAACUUUCUUUCUCAAUCGCCAAAGACAGAUGGUGACUUUUCGAAAGUAUUAACUUUUUAACACCCCGUCGCGAGCUCGGCGUAGCUGAUAAUUAUUUUGGGAGGGCCAGAAGUGAUAUGACUAAGCGACAAACGUGUUCUUAUAAACAGAAUUCAUAAUUACUAUUGAACAAGAGAGUUCCGACAUUAUCAGAGUUUUGAGUCUAGAAGCUUCAGCUUCCGCCCCUCGAAAUAAAGACGUGGAAAGGAAGCCGUUCCGUAGUUUCACGAGAAGAAGAAUGAUAGGAUCGCAAAGUGAACACUAAACUCGAUCGAAUGGUGACCACAACGAGAUCGCGUUGGUGAACCGUGCUCAUCAAAGACUGAUCAGAGACUUGGCAGGUCAAGAAUGAUUCGAGAAAGUUUGAAACAAUCGCACUGCAAAGGACUACUCGUUCCAGAGGCGAUGGUAAUUGAUGUCGUUUAGCAGAUAUACUUUUCGACCAAUGCUGUCCAAAUGAAAUGAACAUUCUAAUCCCGCAAAGAAAUAUCGUUUCGCAAUUCAAAGAUCGUUUUUUUCUUUCCAUAGAUCAUCAUUUAUUUGCAGUAUGUAUCUAAGAGAGAAUAUGUUGCUAAAGCGAGGUUUUAAUUUUUCUCAAAUAGCGUUUGGUUAAAAAUUAAAAUUUGCCUCAAAAUCGACAGAGAAAUAUCGAUUUUCAUUAUUCGUCACAAAUGUUUUCUUUUUUAAUCAUUUGGACAGAAUUUAUCUGUAAUAAAACAGUUAUAUUCGAUAUGCGUUUUGUCAAGCUUCGACACGGAUUUCUGAAAGUUAGCAAGAUGCCCGCUGUGCAUGUAUUAGCCGUAUAUUUUCGCGAUAAAAAUAUUCAGCGACUGCGGGCGACACGAGGGACGUACAUCGAGAUCGAAAUUCAGGCGUUGUCUGUGUUAUAUCCUAGGUUUUAUUCGGUAAGGCGAAAUGGGGGUCAUGCUUCAUGUAAUCAAACCCGGCGAAAUUCCUGGCAUGAAAUUCCUGAUGGCCGUUUCUUACCGAGUAGAUAAGAAUCAAGAUGCGUCGCAGAAAUCAUAGAAGUACGUAUGAAUUGACUUAAUAAAGAUGUAUAUCGAGGAUAAUAUAGCGCGUCCCGUACAUAUCGGCGCAUCUCUGUAAAAAGGCGUAGUGCAAUAGAGCGUUUUUAUUUAACAAUCCGCUAAGUGCUGCUUUUUAAAACGACGGUGGAAGCGGAGACGUCUUGUAAUUAUAUUAGACGUAUUACAAUUAUAUCAAUUCACCGCUCAGAUUAUAUUUUAACCGUGAAUCUUUUUCUAGUCACGAACUUUUUACAAACUCUUUUCCGUAAAAGGAAAUUUAUUUUUUAAGAGACGGAGCUUUUUGUUAUCAUCGCCGUAUGUUCGAUUGCAAUUGGAAAUCUUUUCAGCACUGUUAACUUCCUUGACAUUUUCUUUCGUUGAUUAUCCCGAUAGCAUUAAUUGUUAUGAAUCUCGUCGGCACGCAGCGGCCGGAGGAGUGGAACAAUAAUAUAAUUCCACUUGUCGAACGAGCUUUCGCGAACAAAGUUCGUUGCGCGGAUAAGUUGCCCCGCGUUCCCCCUGAUUUCACUUUCGUUGCCCGGAUCUGUCGGUUAGGCGAACUUAGGCCGCUUCCGUAUGGUCGAUUAAUAUCGGCAUUGUAAAUACGAGUCCCGGACAAAUAUAUGCGCAGCACUCUGUUACAGCGGGGAGAAUCUUUCUUCGGUGGAUUUAAUGUAAAGCCGCCCUUCCCAUUUAGCCGUAAGCGGUCAAGAUAGACGUUUGGUGUACAUACAGCGAAUCCGUAGCGCGCGAUCCACACGUAAUUGUGAAUACAUAUAUGGCAUUUUAUGACUAGGAUACGUUUCCGUUUCGCGCGAUGAAGUAGGCCGCAGCUUUGAGGAUAAUGACGAUCCCUAAUGACGCUUUUAACGACGCGUUUCGCGUCGCAUCCGACGAAGGAGCAAUCUUUAAUACAAAUUUCUACGCGAAGCUAAACGCAAACAAACGUAAAUCACAUAUUUACAAGGUGUUGCGAUACGCGUUGCAAAAAGGGUUUAGUUUGUCAAAAGAAUACCGAUUAAAACGCGCAUUUGCUCCCGGCGCUUCGGAAGAUCCAAAUUGUAAGAUACAAUAAAAUUUUGCGGCAAAUUGUAAUAAAAAUUAUGGAGAGAAUCUUGCUGAUGAAAUCUAAAUUCAGGCCAAGUACUGCCGAAAUAUGCAUGAUCGAUUAUUAGUCUGCGUUAAUUCAAUGCUUGCAGGUGAGAAGUGACAUUGCGUGACAUUUAAUGAAAAAUACAUGACGCGCUUAAAAGCAACGCUUUUGGAAAUUCGUACUAAUAUAAUUUGUGAUUGACAGCAACAUUGGAAUCCACCGGUUCCAAAUGAUUUCAAAUGUAAAAAUACACAAGCCUGUUAUUCUUACAUUGGCCGGGUGAAAAUAAAAAAAUCUUGCGACGAGCGAAUAUUUAGCCAAUUGCAACCGUGAUAAACGAUAUAUUUUAUUAAUCUCGUAUAUUUUUCAACGAGACGCACGCCGCGGUACUCCACUUUGUUCCUCCGCUAAGAGUAAAAAGAGCAGCGAAAUCGAGAUAUAUGUUUAGUUAUAGACUACACGCAUCCUAUCGUUAAAAAGAAUCGUCAGUAGAUCUUAGUGCGUAUUGUAUGUGUCAAAAUGAUAGAUUUAUAACAAUAUGUAAUAACGAAAACAAUAAAGUAUCGUUAAGUAUAA